CCCUUUAACUGCUGUUCUUUAAAAGACCCCUCAUCCCAGAGCUUCUGUUUCACCCCGCCAUUUUACCUCCCCAAACCCCUCCCUGACUCUCCCACGUCUCCCUUACCUAUUACACAACCACCGCCCACUUUUUACCCUCCGAUACACUUAAGUUAUACACCAUGGCGGCAGCUAUUAAGGAGACCGUAUCCAAUCUGAUACAUGGUCAUUCCGAAAAUACCCCUCGUCAGCCUUCCUCUGAAGAAUUCCAGCAAUUACAACAGAAGUAUAACGACGCCGGACAAGGGCAUGUGUUCACAUUCACCGAUCAAUUGAGCCAGGUUGAGAAGGCCCAGCUUUUCCAUCAGUUGAGCAACUUCGACCCCAACCGGAUCAAUGAACUGGCCGACAAGGUCCUGAACCCCACCAAAACUCAGGAAGGCCCGGUCACCCUUGAACCUCUUCCAGAGGUGGCUACUGCCUCAAUCCUCGACUCCGACCCGAAGGAUAUUCAGCGGUGGUACGAUGAAGGCCUCCGGGCAGUGUCGGAGAACAAGGUCGCUGUGGUCCUGAUGGCUGGCGGACAGGGUACUCGCUUGGGAAGCUCUGCACCUAAGGGUUGCUUCGAUAUCGGUCUGCCCAGUCACAAGUCCCUCUUCCAGAUUCAGGCAGAGCGCAUUGCGAAGCUCCAGCUCCUAGCACAGAAGGUAUCCGGCAAGGAAGCCGCUAUCCCCUGGUACGUCAUGACCAGUGGACCGACCCGCAAGCCCACAGAGGAGUUUUUUGAACAGCACAAGUAUUUUGGGUUAGACAAGAAGAAUGUCGUCAUCUUUGAACAAGGUGUUCUGCCCUGCAUUUCUAAUGAUGGUAAGAUCCUGUUAGAAUCCAAAUUUAAGGCUGCUGUUGCCCCCGAUGGCAACGGUGGUAUUUACCAAGCCCUGAUCACCUCUGGUGUGCGAGAGGACAUGCACAAGCGUGGUAUCGAACACAUCCACACUUACUGCGUCGACAACUGCUUGGUCAAGGUUGCCGAUCCUGUCUUCAUUGGUUUCGCCGCUUCGAAGAAGGUUGAUAUCGCUACCAAGGUGGUCCGUAAACGUAAUGCUACCGAGUCGGUCGGCUUGAUCCUGCAGAAAAAUGGCAAGCCCGAUGUAGUCGAAUAUUCUGAAAUCGACAAGGAGACGGCUGAAGCUAAGGACCCCAAGCAGCCUGAUGUGCUGAAGUUCCGCGCCGCCAACAUUGUCAAUCACUACUACUCAUUCCGCUUCUUCGAGUCCAUUGAAACCUGGUCCCACAAGUUGCCUCACCAUGUUGCUCGCAAGAAGAUUCCUUGCGUCAAUAUCGAGACUGGUGAGAGUUUCAAGCCUGAGAAACCCAACGGUAUUAAGUUAGAGCAGUUCGUCUUUGACGUCUUCCCAAUGACUCCUCUGGAGAAGUUUGCAUCCAUCGAGGUGCGCCGCGAGGAUGAAUUCUCGCCAUUGAAGAACGCUAAGGGCACUGGCGAAGACGACCCUGACACCAGCAAGCAGGACAUCAUGAAUCAGGGACAGCGCUGGAUUGAGAAGGCCGGCGGUGUUGUUGUCACCGAAGGCGAGGCCGUCGGCGUUGAGGUGUCUCCACUAAUCAGCUACGGUGGUGAAGGACUCGAGUUCCUCAAGGGUCGUGAGAUCAAGGCCCCCGCAGUGAUUGAGAAGGAGGAGUGAACAUUACG
Messenger RNA from Aspergillus alliaceus, 1690 nucleotides. RefSeq names its product UDP-N-acetylglucosamine diphosphorylase. Gene Ontology annotation, biological process: UDP-N-acetylglucosamine biosynthetic process. Gene Ontology annotation, molecular function: UDP-N-acetylglucosamine diphosphorylase activity. The transcript is spliced from 3 exons. The coding region runs from base 162 to 1682 and encodes 506 amino acids. NCBI's taxonomy places the organism in Eukaryota, Fungi, Ascomycota, Eurotiomycetes, Eurotiales, Aspergillaceae. The record is from RefSeq and is a predicted model, not a curated record.